Messenger RNA from Symbiodinium natans, 2784 nucleotides. NCBI's taxonomy places the organism in Eukaryota, Dinophyceae, Suessiales, Symbiodiniaceae. The record is from the annotation of a GenBank genome assembly.
AUGGCUGCGCUAAUGACAGAGGCGGAUCCUGGCAUGCUGCCACGAGGCCAGGCCUUGUUGACCUCCCGAAGGGCCCGUGGAGAGGUUCCAGUUGCCAUCCAUCCACAAGGUGACCUUGGCCCAGUCACAGCUGGAGGAAGCAGUAGCAGGACGUGGCAAGUGCACACGGCCAAACUGGUAGGUGCCUCCAUUCUUCUUGUGGGCCAGGGGCGGCGACGACGACUACAGCGAAUGAGCCGCAGAGUGUUUGAUCGAUUCCGGCAGGACGCCAUUACAGCCAUCUACAGUGCCCAGGAGGAGGCUUUGAGACGGAGCCAUGGCGUGGUUUCCACCGAGCUCAUUAUCUUCGGGAUAUUUUCGGAGGAGCAGAAGGGUGCCAACCUAAUAGCGAAAACUGCUCUGGUGCGGAAAGGAGUCACGCGCGAGGCUCUGAAGCGCUUCAUUGCCAGCAGCCCGAGACCGGCGACAGACGCGUCAGGAUCCGGCUCCCUGCCGUUCAGCGAGAACGCUCGGCUGUUGUUCGACACAGCAAAUGAAGACUCAGUUGGCAACAUAGAGAUCGGCUGCGAGCAGUUGCUUCUAGCCCUCAGCGCCGACAAACUGGCCCAAAGUGGCGGGGCAAAGAUGCUUGCAGGCCUCGGGCUUUCAGGAAAUGCGCUGCGCGAAGCCGUCUCAGAAGCUGCGUCAGCCCCAGGCCCGCCAGAGCGACAGCUCACCGCUGUGGGGGCAGAUGAGUCUAGCGAGUCCGAGAUGACCCUGGACCAGGUUGCCACAGACCUGACGCAAAUGGCUCUGGAUGGUUUGCUAGAUCCAGUGGUCGGUCGACAGGAGGAGAUGGAGCGGAUCAUCCAGAUAUUGCUGCGCAAGCGCAAGAACAAUGCUUGCCUGGUGGGUCCUGCGGGUGUCGGAAAGACUGCAGUGGUGGAAGGGCUGGCCAUUCGCAUUGCGGAGGGCAAGGUGCCAAGUCGCUUGAAGGGAAAGCAGGUCUACUCCCUGGACCUGGGCCAGCUUGUCGCUGGAACCAAGUACCGCGGUGAGUUUGAAGACCGUUUGAAGAACAUCAUCAAGGAGGUGACCAGUGAUGAGCGGGACGUCUGCCUCUUUAUUGACGAGAUCCACCAGAUAGUGGGAGCCGGCGCCGCAGGUGCGGACUCCUCCAUGGACGCGGCCAACCUGCUGAAACCCUCACUUGCACGCGGCGAGCUACAAGUGAUCGGGGCAACCACGGCGGAUGAGUACACAAAGCACAUCGAGAAGGAUGCUGCCCUAGAGCGGCGCUUCCAGCGCGUGAGCUGCGAGGAGCCCAGCGUGGCCCAGAGCAUCGAGGUCUUGGAGGGGCUCCGCCCGGCCUACGAGGCGCACCAUGGAGUUCUCCUGACACCCGAAGCUCUUCAGGCUGCUGCCCGGCUGUCAGACCGAUAUGUCAACGACCGUUUCUUGCCAGACAAGGCAGUUGACCUGAUUGACGAGGCAAGCAGCCUGGCCCAGUGGCGAACAGAGAUGGAGCUUGAGGAGGCCAACAACCAAGCGGAACCUGGAGAGCUGUCGAAGCCCCUGGUGACAGCGCAAGACGUUGCAACAGUCCUGGCAAAGUGGUCGGGCAUACCCGUAGAGCGACUCUCCGAGGGUGAGUCGGAGAGACUGAUGCGCCUGGAGGAGACUUUGGAGCAGCGCAUCAUUGGUCAGUCGCCUGCCGUCAGUGCCUUGUCCCGCGCCGUGCGGCGAGCGCGGAGCGGUCUGGCAGGAUCCGGCCGCCCAACGGCCUCGUUCUUCUUCGCCGGCCCUACAGGUGUCGGCAAGACCGAGCUGUGCCGCGUUUUGGCAGAGGAGUACUAUGCGGAUCUCAAGGCCAUGGUGCGCCUUGACAUGAGCGAGUUCUCCGAACCCCAUAGUGUCUCCCGGCUCAUUGGCGCGCCACCUGGCUAUAUCGGCUACGACGAUCCUCGAAGUGGCCAGCUAACAGAGGCCGUGCGUCGACGGCCGUACAGCGUGGUGGUCUUGGACGAGAUCGAGAAAGCCCAUUCUGAGGUGCUCAAUCUCCUCCUGCAAGUGCUGGAGGAUGGGCGACUGACAGAUGGAAAGGGCCGAACGGUUAGUUUCUCCAACUCCAUCAUUGUGAUGACCUCGAAUGUGGGAAGCCAGGAAAUUCUUCAACAGGCGUCCGGUGUGGGCACCUACGACCAGCUGCGCGCUGCGGUGCAGCGGCAGUUGCAGCAGAAGUUCAGACCGGAAUUCCUGAACCGCAUCGAUGAGCUGUUGAUCUUCCGAUCGCUGUCGGAGCAGGAGUUCAAGCAGAUUGUGCGGCUGGUUCUGGGAGACGCGAGGGCCCGUGCAACGGCAGCUUUUGAAGAGGCUGCCUUGCAGAACGGGCGGCCGACACAGCCGCUGGAGCUAACCUGGACGGCCGAAGUGGAGCAGGUCAUCCUGGCCUCCGGCUCGAACGCCAUCUACGGAGCCCGGCCGUUGCGCCGUGCUGUGCAGCGCAUUUUCGAGGACCCAGUGGCCGAAUUCCUGGUUUCUGGGGCCUUCAACCAGGGUGGCGCCGCCACUGUCGACGUGGACAGCGGUGACGUCGUGAUCCGGUAUGGUGGUGAGACUUUGCGGCCGGCGUGCGCAGCUGCGGUCACCACGGAGGCCUUGGUUGCGCCGCGAAGCCAGGAGGUCAAGAAGAACAAUCAGGUUCCUUCGGCCGUUGCUGUGCUCCCGCCUCAGCACCAACUCAGCAUGGCUCAGCACGAAGCUUUUAUUGGGCUCGGAAGGGAGGUGCUGCGGGGAGUGGCAUGA